This is a messenger RNA of Aspergillus ibericus CBS 121593, 1650 nucleotides long. RefSeq names its product cytochrome P450. NCBI's taxonomy places the organism in Eukaryota, Fungi, Ascomycota, Eurotiomycetes, Eurotiales, Aspergillaceae. The transcript is spliced from 9 exons. The record is from RefSeq and is a predicted model, not a curated record. Bases 85 to 1530 code for a protein of 481 amino acids. Gene Ontology annotation, molecular function: iron ion binding; monooxygenase activity; oxidoreductase activity, acting on paired donors, with incorporation or reduction of molecular oxygen.
UUCCAUUCAGCCUGCUAUGAUGCAGUCUAUAUAUACCCUAGGGCCGUACUGCAGAGAAAUUGGUCUCUAAGCUCAGCGUCCAUCAUGGCUUUUUCAGCUAGCAUCCUCUUCCUUCUCGGCACUAGCAUCUAUGUUCUCUAUCAGUGCUUCUUCUCGCCCCUGGCUCCCAUCCCAGGACCUUUUCUGGCCAAACUUACCAACUGGCAUCGAGUCUGGCGCACCCGCCAGCGACAGUCCCAUCGGGAAUUCAUCGCCCUUCAUCGGAAGUAUGGCCCGGUGGUGCGCAUCGCACCAAAUCAUCUGAGCGUCGCAGACCCGACCGCAUUCCGAGAAAUAUACAAGGCGGGCGGCAAAUUCAUCAAAUCCGACUCCUACAAUGUUCCUAACGGCGCCCACUCAUUUGAUCUCUUCCGUCAGCGAGACGAGAAGGUCCAUGCGGAACAGAGAAAGCUCGUCGCGCGGGCGUACUCGAUGAACUCGAUGGUUCACCUGGAGCCGAACGUGAACCCGGUGAUUCGGAGCAUGAUGCGGAAGCUGGACGGGUUAUCGGGCGUCAUUGAUCUGGGGGCGUUUCUGCAGUUAUUUGCAUUUGACAUCAUCGGCGCCGUCAGUUUCUCGCGCCCCUUUGGAUACGUCGAUGCCGGAGACGAUCAAGGCGUGUUUGCCCGGAUUCGACGAUCGUUUCUGUCCAUGUCCUGGCUGAUGGCGGUGCGCUGGUUCUAUGAUCUCCAUCAGAAGCUGCAGCCGGUUAUUGGGAACUGGUUGGCCAUUAAUGAUCGAAAUGGGUUCUUUUACCAGUUUGCCACGCAAGAAGUCGUCGCACGGAAAGACCGGGGUGGCGAUGAUCGAGAUAUCAUUAAUCAGCUGUUUACGAUUCAACGAGCGAAGCCGCAUUUCAGUGACACGGAUAUUGCAUUUAUGAUGACUGCGAAUGUGUUUGCUGGGGCGGAUACGACAUCCAUCUCGCUUCAUGCGAUCUUUUAUCAGCUGUUGAAGAAUCCGAGUGUCUAUCGCCGACUCAUGGACGAGCUCGAUGCGAAGAAAUCCAGAGGAGAGUUGAGCGAUGUGGUGACCUUUGAGCAGGCAGAAUCGUGUGCCUAUUUGCAGGCUGUGAUGUACGAGGCGAUCCGGCUGUAUUCUGCCACGGGGGAUCUGCUGAAUCGGGAUGUACCGGCGGGGGGAAUGAAGAUUGGGGAGUACUAUGUGCCAGAGGGGACGGUGGUGGGGUCUACCCCGUGGGUGAUUCACCGGAUUCCUGAGAUCUGGGGUGCCGACUGUGAGGAAUUCCAUCCGGAGAGAUGGCUAGGGGAGGCGGGUGACCUCAAACGGUUUUUUUUUGCCUUUGGUGGGGGCUCGCGCACCUGCGUGGGGAGGAAUAUAAGCUGGCUGGAAAUGUCCAAGCUGGUUCCCACUCUCCUCAUGCGCUACAACAUCCAGCUGGCACCGGGUGCGGAACUGACCGAAGAAUGCGGAGGCUUGGUGUUUCUCAAAGGACUGAAUGUUGUCUUAAGUCGGCGGCCUGAGCUGUAGAUAUACGGACAUACAGUCUGAUACCUAUUCUACCAUCUCAGUUAGCUCAGCGCUGCAUUAGACAAAUUCAGAAUAUUCCUCCCUCAAGAGUAAAUAUAGCAUCAUCAACCCAUAUCCUCC